AUGGAGGAGAUGAGUCUUCAAGUUAUUAUUAUUAUUAUAUAUUAUAUUCAAGUUAAAUUCAGGUUUGUAUCACCUCUUGCCAUUUGUCAACAAAGCAGGACAGACCAUCAGAUCUGGAGCUAGCUGAUGUAAUCAAACGGCUCAGCAGUGAUAGCCGUUGAUAACGGUGAUCUAUUUAGCAUAAGCAACACAUUUUAAAUAAUCCUUUACAUGGCGAUACUUUCGUCAUUCUCGACUUGAAAAACACCGGUAUCUUCUAAACUCCCAUCGCUAGUUGCAGGUGGAACGUUUGAAUUUUGAAAAUGCUCCGUUAUUAAGUUUAAUCAAUUUUUGCUCCAUCAAAUAAUUUGACGAUGUAUACGCCGCAAUCUUAGAGUAUCUUUGUCUUAUCUCAUUGAUCAAGACAGGUGAGUGUCAUUCAAAGCUAAGCUUGAUUUCUGAGUGGCACAUAUGAUGUGCAGCACUUUGGGGUGGACACCCACCUGACCCGAUCAAUGAGAGAAAACAAAGAUACUCAAACAUGGCGGAGUAUUAGGGCUGUCCCCGACUAAAAAAAUAUUGGUCGACCGAAAGUCGUCUGUUCUUUAGAUUAAACGAUUGGUCGACAUUUUUUAACGUGUAUAUUUCCAUAUAGACAUUUGGUAUGUGUUUUAAAAAAAAUCACUAUAAGCAUUGAGCUGGUCUGAUGCUUACGGUUUGAUGCCUCACGAGGGCGCCAGAGAUCUAGAUAACCAGAUGAAAAAUACCUUAACCUGCCCCCAACUUCUCCUCCCGCUCCUGUUGGCUUUCGCAUAUUCUGCCAUUACUGUCCUGAAGUUGCCGGUAAUAGGCUACACGAAGAGUCGGCAACCUUACUCAUGUUGAAUGCCUUCAUACUCUUGCGCAUUCAUACUACUUGCGCUUCACGGAGCAGUGCAGAGCUGUUGUCAAGGAAGUGAGUUUGUGUUUAUACAGGAUGUACCGCCCCCACCUUCCGUCAACCAGUCAUGUCAAUGUGGAGCCCUCUCAUUGUUACAAAAUUUGGGAGGCGCAUGGCGAUGCGGUACAAAACUCAAUUUUGCAUCUGCAUGCCUUGCGUCACACCCUCCAUAUGGCGCCUCCGACCACAAAGGCAGAUCAAGCAUAAAUUGGCUCCGCAAUGGAUUAGUUCACUGAGAUGGGCACAAAUACAGUGCCUUCGGAAAGUAUUCAGACCCCUUGACUUUUUCCACAUUUUGUUGUGGUACAGCCUUAUUCUAAAAUGGAUUAAAUAAAUACAAAUCCUCAGCAAUCUACACACAAUACCCCAUAAUGACAAAUUGAAAACAAGGUUUUUAGAAAUGUUAUUAAAAAUAAAAACAGAUACCUUAUUUACAUAAAUAUUCAGACCCUUUGCUAUGAGACUCGAAAUUGAGCUCAGGUGCAUCCUGUUUCCAUUGAUCAUCCUUGAGGUUUCUACAACUUGAUUUGAGUCCACCUGUGGUAAAUUCAAUUGAUUGGAUAUGAUUUGGAAAGGCACACACCUGUCUAUAUUAGGUCCCACAGUUGACAGCAUGUCAGAGUAAAAACCAAGCCAUGAGGUCAAAGGAAUUGUCCUUAGAGCUCAGAGACUGUGUCGAGGCACAGAUCUGGGGAAGGGUACCAAAAACAUUCUGCAGCAUCGAAGGUCCCCAAGACACAGUGCCCUCCAUCAUUCUUAAAUGGAAGAAGUUUGGAACCACCAAGUAUCUUCCUAGAGCUGGCCGCCCUGCCAAAUUGAGCAAUCGGGGGAGACGGGCCUUGGUCAGGGAGGUGACCAAGAACCCGAUGGUCACUCUCUGACAGAGCUCUACAGUUCCUCUGUGGAGAUGGGAUAACCUUCCAGAAGGACAACCAUCUCUGCAGCACUCCACCAAUCAGGCCUUUAUGGUAGAGUGGCCAGACGGAAGCCACUCCUCAGUAAAAGGCACAUGACAGCCCGCUUGGAGUUUUCCAAAGGGCACUUAAAGGACUCUCAGACCAUGAGAAACAAGAUUCUCUGGUCUGAUGAAACCAAGAUUGAACUCUUUGGCCUGAAUGCCAAGCGUCACGUCUGGAGGAAACUUGGCACCGUCCCUACGGUGAAGCAUGGUGGUGGCAGCAUCAUGCUGUGGGGAUGUUUUUCACCAGCAGGGACUGGGAGACUAGUCAGGAUCGAAGGAAAGAUGAACGGAGCAAAGUACAGAGAGAUCCUUGAUGAAAACCUGCUCCAGAGCGCUCAGGACCUCAGACUGAGGUGAAGGUUCACCUUCCAACAGGACAACGACCCUAAGCACACAGCCAAGACAACACAGGAGUGCCUUCGGGACAAGUCUCUGAAUGUCCUUGAGUGGCCCAACCAGAGCCCGGACUUGAACCCGAUCGAACAUCUCUGGAGAGACCUGAAAAUAGCUGUGCAGUAACGCUCCCCAUCCAACCUGACAGAGCUUGAGAGGAUCUGCAGAGAAGAAUGAGAGAGAAUCCCAAAAUACAGGUGUGCCAAGCUUGUGGCGUCAUACCCAAGAAGACUCAAUGCUGUAAUCGCUGCCAAAGGUGCUUCAACAAAGUACUUUAAAGGGUCUGAAUACAAUUGACAAGUCGACUAAUUGGGGUCAGCCCUACGGAGUAUACGUGUUUGGAUUACUUCAUGGAGCUAACAUUUAUUUAAUUUAAUAAAUGAACAUUUUCUCAAUUCCAACGCCAAGUAAAGGUUAGUCUAAAAGAUUCAGAUGAAGGCUAAAUAGCAGCUUGUAGCUCUGCCGCUGAGGUUCGUGUUUACAAGGGUAAUCUGGAUCAAGGAUAGUGGUUCCAGUCCUUCAUAGGUAAGGUGUUAGGGCUGGGAAUUUCCAGGGACCUCAUGAUACGAUAUUAUAAAGAUACUUAGGUGCCGAUAAGAUACUUUUGUAUAUAUCGCGUAUGUGGACACCCCUUCAAAUUAGUGUAUUCGGCUAUUUCAGCCACACCCCUUGCUGACAGAUGUAUAAAAUCGCGCACACAGCCAUGCAAUCUCCAUAGACAAACAUUGGCAGUAGAAUGGCAUUACUAAAGAGCUCAGUGACUUUCAACGUGGCACUGUCAUAGGAUGCCACCUUUUCAACCCUAUCAAACACCUUUGGGAUGAAUUGGAACUCAGACUCCGAGCCAGGCCUAAUUGCCCAACCAGUGCCCGACCUCAAAUGCUUUUGUGGCUGAAUGGAAGCAAGUCCCCGCAGCAAUGUUCCAACCUCUAGUGGAAAGCCUUCCCAUAAGAGUGGAGGCUGUUAUAGCAGCAAAGGGGGGACCAACUCCAUAUUAAUGCCCAUGAUUUUGGAAUGAGAUGUUUGAUGAGCUGGUAUCCACAUACUUUUGGUCAUGUAGUGUGUGUAUGUAUUGCCAUUCUCACAAUUCUAUAUGCAUUGUGAUUUGAUACUACGAUUGGAUGUUCCAAACAUAUUGCUCACUAUAUGUCUGCUGCAAAGAGACGAGAGCAUUAGAACGCUUCAGUGGCUUGCGAAAGUAUUCACCCCCCUUGGCAUUUUUCCUAUUUUGUUGCCUUACAACCUGGAAUUAAAAUGGAUUUUUGGGGGGUUUGUAUCAUUUGAUUUACACAACAUGCCUACCACUUUGAAGAUGCAAAAUAUUUUGUAUUGUGAAACAAACAAUAAAUAAGUUAAAAAAACAACUUGAGCAUGCAUAACUAUUCACCCCCCCCAAAGUCAAUACUUUGUAGAGCCACCUUUUGCAGCAAUUACAGCUGCAAUUCUCCUUAGGUAUGUCUCCUAUAAGCUUGGCACAUCUAGCCACUGGGAUUUUUGCCCAUUCUUCAAUGCAAAACUGCUCCAGCUCCUUCAAGUUGGAUGGGUUCCGCUGGUGUACAGCAAUCUUUAAGUCAUACCACAGAUUCUCAAUUGGAUUGAGGUCUGGGCCAUUCCAAGACAUUUAAAUAUUUCCCCUUAAACUACUCAAGUGUUGCUUUAGCAGUAUGCUUAGGGUCAUUGUCCUGCUGGAAGGUGAACCUCAGUCCCUGCUGACGAAAAACAUCCCAACAGCAUAAUGCUGCCACCACCAUGCUUUACUGUGGGGAUGGUGUUCUUGGGGUGAUGAGAGGUGUUGGAUUUGCGCCAGACAUAGCGUUUUCCUUGAUGGCCAAAAAGCUCAAUUUUAGUCUCAUCUGACCAGAGUACCUUCUUCCAUAUGUUUGGGGAGUCUCCCACAUGCCUUUUGGCGAACACCAAAUGUGUUUGCUUAUUUUUUUCUUUAAGCAAUGGCUUUUUUCUGGCCACUCUUCUGUAAAGCCCAGCUCUGUGGAGUGUACGGCUUAACGUGGUCCUAUGGACAGAUACUCAAAUCUCCGCUGUGGAGCUUUGCAGCUCCUUCAGGGUUAUCUUUGGUCUCUUUGUUGCCUCUGGUUAAUGCCCUCCUUGCCUGGUCUGUGAGUUUUGGUGGGCGGCCCUCUCUUGGCAGGUUUGUUGUGGUGCCAUAUUCUUUCCAUUUUUUUAUAAUGGAUUUAUUGGUGCUCCGUGGGAUGUUGAAAGUUUCUGAUAUUUUUUAAUAAUCCAACCUUGAUAUGUACUUCUUCACAACUUUGUCCCUGACCUGUUUGGAGAGCUCCUUGGUCUUCAUGGUGCUGCUUGCUUGGUGGCUUAGUGAUGUUGCUGAAUCUGGGGCCUUUCAGAACAGGUGUGUGUAUGUAUGUAUGUAUGUAUGUAUGUAUGUAUGUGUAUGUAUGUGUAUAUAUAUAUAUAUAUAUAUAUAUACACACACACACACACACACACACACACAGUGGGGAGAACAAGUAUUUGAUACACUGCCGAUUUUGCAGGUUUUCCUACUUACAAAGCAUGUAGAGGUCUGUAAUUUUUAUCAUAGGUACACUUCAACUGUGAGAGACCAGAAAAAUCCAGAAAAUCACAUUGUAUGAUUUUUAAGUAAUUAAUUUGCAUUUUAUUGCAUGACAUAAGUAUUUGAUACAUCAGAAAAGCAGAACUUAAUAUUUGGUACAGAAACCUUUGUUUGCAAUUACAGAGAUCAUACGUUUCCUGUAGGUCUUGACCAGGUUUGCACACACUGCAGCAGGGAUUUUGGCCCACUCCUCCAUACAGACCUUCUCCAGAUCCUUCAGGUUUCGGGGCUGUCGCUGGGCAAUACAGACUUUCAGCUCCCUCCAAAGAUUUUCUAUUGGGUUCAGGUCUGGAGACUGGCUAGGCCACUCCAGGACCUUGAGAUGCUUCUUACGGAGCCACUCCUUAGUUGCCCUGGCUGUGUGUUUCGGGUCGUUGUCAUGCUGGAAGACCCAGCCACGACCCAUCUUCAAUGCUCUUACUGAGGGAAGGAGGUUGUUGGCCAAGAUCUCGCGAUCCAUGGCCCCAUCCAUCCUCCCCUAAAUACGGUGCAGUCGUCCUGUCCCCUUUGCAGAAAAGCAUCCCCAAAGAAUGAUGUUUCCACUGCCACGCUUCACGGUUGGGAUGGUGUUCUUGGGGUUGUACUCAUCCAUCUUCUUCCUCCAAACACGGCGAGUGGAGUUUAGACCAAAAAGCUCAUAUUUUUGUCUCAUCAGACCACAUGACCUUCUCCCAUUCCUCCUCUGGAUCAUCCAGAUGGUCAUUGGAAAACUUCAGACGGGCCUGGACAUGCGCUGGCUUGAGCAGGGGGACCUUGCGUGCGCUGCAGGAUUUUAAUCCAUGACGGCGUAGUGUGUUACUAAUGGUUUUCUUUGAGACUGUGGUCCCAGCUCUCUUCAGGUCAUUGACCAGGUCCUGCCGUGUAGUUAUGGGCUGAUCCCUCACCUUCCUCAUGAUCAUUGAUGCCCCAUGAGGUGAGAUCUUGCAUGGAGCCCCAGACCGAGCCCCAGACCGAGGGUGAUUGACCGUCAUCUUGAACUUCUUCCAUUUUCUAAUAAUUGCGCCAACAGUUGUUGCCUUCUCACCAAGCUGCUUGCCUAUUGUCCUGUAGCCCAUCCCAGCCUUGUGCAGGCCUACAAUUUUAUCCCUGAUGUCCUUACACAGCUCUCUGGUCUUGGCCAUUGUGGAGAGUUUGGAGUCUGUUUGAUUGAGUGUGUGGACAGGUGUCUUUUAUACAGGUAACGAGUUCAAACAGGUGCAGUUAAUACAGGUAAUGAGUGGAGAACAGGAGGGCUUCUUAAAUAAAAACGAACAGGUCUGUGAGAGCCGGAAUUCUUACUGGUUGGUAGGUGAUCAAAUACUUAUGUCAUGCAAUAAAAUGCAAAUUAAUUACUUAAAAAUCAUACAAUGUGAUUUUCUGGAUUUUUGUUUUAGAUUCCGUCUCUCACCGUUGAAGUGUACCUAUGAUAAAAAUUACAGACCUACAUGCUUUGUAAGUAGGAAAACCUGCAAAUUCGGCAGUAAAUCAAAUUCUUGUUCUCCCCACUGUGUGUGUGUGUAUGUAUAUAUAUAUAUGUAUAUAUAUGUGUGUGUGUGUAUAUAUAUAUAUAUAUAUAUAUAUAUAUAUAUAUAUAUAUAUAUAUAUAUAUAUAUAUAUAUAUACAUAUAUAUAUAUAUAUACAUACUGAGAUCAUGUGACACUUAGAUUGCACACAGGUGGACUUUAUUUCACUACUUAUGUGACUUCUGAAGGUAAUUGGUUGCACCAGAUCUUAUUUAUGGGCUUCAUAGCAAAGGGGGUGAAUACAUACAGUGAGGGGAAAAAAGUAUUUGAUCCCCUGCUGAUUUUGUAAGUUUGCCCACUGACAAAGAAAUGAUCAGUCUAUACUUUUAAUGGUAGGUUUAUUUGAACAGAUGGUUUUUGCAACUGCACUUUAAGAAACUUUAAAAGUUCUCAAUGUUCCGUAUUGACUGACCUUCAUGUCUUAAAGUAAUCAUGGACUGUUGUUUCUCUUUGCUUAUUUGAGUUGUUCUUGCCAUAAUACGGACUUGGUCUUUUACCAAAUAGGGCAAUCUUCGGUAUAAAUCAAAUCAAAUCAAAUUUUAUUGGUCACAUGCGCCGAAUACAACAGGUGCAGACAUUACAGUGAAAUGCUUACUUACAGCCCUUAACCAACAGUGCAUUUAUUUUAAACAAAAAAGUAAAAAUAAAACAACAACAAAAAAAGUGUCGAGAAAAAAAAGAGCAGAAGUAAAAUAAAGUGACAGUAGGGAGGCUAUAUAUACAGGGGGGUACCGUUUCAGAGUCAAUGUGCGGGGGCACCGGCUAGUUGAGGUAAUAUGUACAUGUGGGUAGAGUUAAAGUGACUAUGCAUAAAUACUUAACAGAGUAGCAGCAGCGUAAAAAGGAUGGGGUGGGGGGGGCAGUGCAAAUAUACCACCCCUACCUUGUCACAACACAACUGAUUGGCUCAAACGCAUUAAGAAAAUCAACAAAUUAACUUUUAAGAAGGCACCCCUGUUAAUUGAAAUGCGUUCUAGGUGACAACGUCAUGAAGCUGGUUGAGAGAAUGCCAAGAGUGUGAAAGCUGUCAUCAAGGCAAAGGGUGGCUAUUUGAAGAAUCUCAAAUAUAUUUUGAUUUGUUUAACACGUUUUUGGUUACUACAUGAUUCCAUAUGUUAUUUCAUAGUUUUGAUGUCUUCACUAUUAUUCUAUAAUGUAGAAAAUAGUACAAAUAAAGAAAAACCCUUGAAUGAGUAGGUGUUCUAUAACUUUUGACCGGUACUGUAUACAGUGGGGAGAACAAGUAUUUGAUACACUGCCGAUUUUGCAGGUUUUCCUACUUACAAAGCAUGUAGAGGUCUGUAAUUUUUAUCAUAGGUACACUUCAACUGUGAGAGACGGAAUCUAAAACAAAAAUCCAGAAAAUCACAUUGUAUGAUUUUUAAGUAAUUAAUUUGCAUUUUAUUGCAUGACAUAAGUAUUUGAUCACCUACCAACCAGUAAGAAUUCCGGCCCUCACAGACCUGUUAGUUUUUCUUUAAGAAGCCCUCCUGUUCUCCACUCAUUACCUGUAUUAACUGCACCUGUUUGAACUCGUUACUUGUAUAAAAGACACCUGUCCACACACUCAAUCAAACAGACUCCAAACUCUCCACAAUGGCCAAGACCAGAGAGCUGUGUAAGGACAUCAGGGAUAAAAUUGUAGACCUGCACAAGGCUGGGAUGGGCUACAGGACAAUAGGCAAGCAGCUUGGUGAGAAGGCAACAACUGUUGGCGCAAUUAUUAGAAAAUGGAAGAAGUUCAAGAUGACGGUCAAUCACCCUCGGUCUGGGGCUCCAUGCAAGAUCUCACCUCGUGGGGCAUCAAUGAUCAUGAGGAAGGUAAGGGAUCAGCCCAUAACUACACGGCAGGACCUGGUCAAUGACCUGAAGAGAACUGGGACCACAGUCUCAAAGAAAACCAUUAGUAACACACUACGCCGUCAUGGAUUAAAAUCCUGCAGCGCACGCAAGGUCCCCCUGCUCAAGCCAGCGCAUGUCCAGGCCUGUCUGAAGUUUGCCAAUGACAAUCUGGAUGAUCCAGAGGAGGAAUGGGAGAAGGUCAUGUGGUCUGAUGAGACAAAAAUAUAGCUUUUUGGUCUAAACUCCACUCGCUGUGUUUGGAGGAAGAAGAAGGAUGAGUACAACCCCAAGAACACCAUCCCAACCGUGAAGCAUGGAGGUGGAAACAUCAUUCUUUGGGGAUGCUUUUCUGCAAAGGGGACAGGAUGACUGCACCGUAUUGAGGGGAGGAUGGAUGGGGCCAUGUAUCGCGAGAUAUUGGCCAACAACCUCCUUCCCUCAGUAAAAGCAUUGAAGAUGGGUCGUGGCUGGGUCUUCCAGCAUGACAACGACCUGAAACACACAGCCAGGGCAACUAAGGAGUGGCUCCGUAAGAAGCAUCUCAAGGUCCUGGAGUGGCCUAGCCAGUCUCCAGACCUGAACCCAAUAGAAAAUCUUUGGAGGGAGCUGAAAGUCCGUAUUGCCCAGCGACAGCCCCGAAACCUGAAGGAUCUGGAGAAGGUCUGUAUGGAGGAGUGGGCCAAAAUCCCUGCUGCAGUGUGUGCAAACCUGGUCAAGACCUACAGGAAACGUAUGAUCUCUGUAAUUACAAACAAAUGUUUCUGUACCAAAUAUUAAGUUCUGCUUUUCUGAUGUAUCAAAUACUUAUGUCAUGCAAUAAAAUGCAAAUUAAUUACUUAAAAAUCAUACAAUGUGAUUUUUUUUGUUUUGUUUUAGAUUCCGGCUCUCACAGUCGAAGUGUACCUAUGAUAAAAAUCACAGACCUCUACAUGCUUUGUAAGUAGGAAAACCUGCAAAAUCGGCAGUGUAUCAAAUACUUGUUCUCCCCACUGUAUAUAAAAAAAUAAGUAAACCGUUACUUGGAGGCGUCUGGAUCGUCCAGAAAUAAUAUUGUGAUCUGUAACUAUUGAUCGACACCUAAGGACCGUGUUCUGUUCAGUCGUUGGUGUGUGGCCGAUAGUCAGACUAUUCUCCCUGUAAGCUGCUAGCAGGAUUCUAUGGCAGCAGACAGGUUAUUGUGUUGUAUCAAUAAGGAAGGAAGGCUUACAGACUGUGAAGGACAUACAAGUACCAAGGACAUGCCAUUGCUUUAUAGUCCUUUGUGUUUUUAUGGUACAGUCAGUGCGUUAAGGAGUCUCGCUAUUUGUGUCCUUUCUUCCCGUCUCCAUCGCUUUUCUCGCUCUCUCAAUUCAAUUCAAAGGGGCUUUGUUGGCGUGGGAAACAUGUUUGCAUUGCCAAAGCAAGCGAAAUAAACAAAACAACAACAAAAACCGACUGCGAAAUUAAACAACGAUAUUAAUCAGACAUUAACAGUAUAAACAUUACACAAACAAAGUUUCAAGAGAAUAACCACUUUUAAAUAAUAUAUUAGCGGUUAAAUGUAGUAUAACAUUUAAAAGUUUCAUAAGCUGUGUACAGUGUUGUGACAAAGUGCAAAUAGUAGAAUGUACGACUGACGGGGAGGAAAUGAAUAGGCAGAUAAAUAUAGGUUGUAUUUGCAUUGGUGUUUCUGACUCACUGGUUGAUGUUUUCUUGUGGCAUCGGUUCACAAAUUCUGCUGCUGGGAUUGCGCACUGCGGUAUUUCGCCUAACAUGUAUAUUGGAGUUUGUCAAUUUGUGUUUGAAUUCUUUGAGGUUUGUGAAAUUUGAGGGAAAUAUGGCAGGAGGUUAGAAAGUACAGCUCUGUUUCCAUCUCAUUUUGUGGGCAGUGGCCACAUAUCCUGUCUUCUCUUGAGAGCCAGGUCUGCCUAUGGCGACCUCUCUCUCAAUAGCAAGGCUAUGCUCACUGAGUCUGUACAUAGUUCGUUUUGUUGUUGUUUUUGUUUUGGGUCAGCCACAGCGGUCAGGUAUUCUGCCACUGUGUAGUCUCUGUUAAGAGCCAAAUAGCAUUCCAAUUUGCUCUGUUUUUGGUUUAUUCUUUCCAAUGUGUCAAGUAGUUGUGACAAUUUUUUUUUGUCACAUAUGUGAAAUACAACAGCUGUAGACUUUACUAUGAAAUGCUUACUUACGAGCCCUUAACCAACAAUGCAGAGUAAAAAAUAAAAUACCAAAAAAACAAAUGUUAAAUAAACUAAAGGAAAAAUAGUAACACAAUAAAAUAACAAUAAUGACGCUAUAUACAAUGGGUACUGGUACUGAGUCAAUGUGCAGGGGUUAAGGUUAGUCGAGAUAAUUGAGGUAAUAUGUACGUGUAGGUAGGGGUAAAGCGACUAUGUAUAGAUAAUAUACCGAGUAGCAGCAGUGUGUGUGAAUGUGUGUGGCGUCAAUAUGCGUGUGUGUGUGAGGUUAGUCCAGUGAGUGUACAUCAAGCCUGUGCAAGAGAGUCAGUGCAAAAAUAAUACAUAAUAAUAAAAUAAGGGGUCAAUGCAAAUAGUCCGGCUAGCCAUUUGAUAACUGUUCAGCAGUCUUAUGACUUGGGGGUAGAAGCUGUUAAGGAAUCUAUUGGUCCCAGGCUUGGCGCGCCGGUACCGCUUGCCGUACGGUAGCAGAGAGAACAGUCUAUGACUUGGGUGUCUGGAGUCUUUGACAAUGUUUAGGGCCUUCCUCUAUACCAGGCGGUGUCAGUGGUCCUGGAUGACAGGAAGCUCUGCCCCAGUGAUGUGCUGGGACAUUUGACCGGACAUUUGAGAAAUCUGCCAGACCCAUAUGCAUUGAGUGCGUAACCUGAUUAGUGCGUCAACCCACGGAGCUCAGAAUGACAUAUCACAUUUAGAUUAUGGUAAUUCAUAUUAACAGAACACGCAAGUCGAGGAUGCAACUAUGUGCGGUCCUUCUUACCAAAUUCUGAUGUGCACUUUGAAGAUGUUAGAAUAACUGUCCACAUUUACUUUUCCUCAGCCAAUAAGGCCAGUAAUGAACAGCAAAAUCCCUAGCCUAUGUCAAUCUACUAUUCCCCAUUAGCGUUGCACGGUAUAUACCGUUACCACGGUAAUGUCACGGUACCAAAACUUAAUGAUGCAGUUUGCUGCACGCACAAAACAAAUAUUUGGUUGUGAAUUGCAUACUGUAAAUAGAUCAGCUAGUGCAUGCUGCACGACAGUGAGUGACUCACAAGGCUCUGGUCGUUGUGUGCUUGUAAACAAACACCAUGUGACAGGUGACUGGGGACUACCGUAAGAGCCAAUUUAUGCUUGAUCUGAAAAUGUGGUCGGAGGCGCGGUAUGGAUUGUCUUAUGCAAAUGCGGCACCUCCAGAGGCACGCAGAGGCCAAAUUGAACUCCGGACCGCAUCAUUGUGCACCUCUCAAAUUUUGUAACAAUGCGGAGAGCUCCGUAUAGCUCCACAUUGACAUGAUUGGUUGACGGUAGGUGAGGGUGGGAGGUCCUGUAUAAACACAAACUCACUAACUUAACAAGUUCCGUCACAACAGCUCCGCGCUGCUCGGCGAAGCCCUGACAUCUGCAGAGGCCAUAUCACCAUAAAUGCAGACGUCGGAUUUACCAUGCAGCACUUUUCCCCUGCUUCUCUCUGGCCGCUCUUCAUGUGUAUCUAUUCCUCCAAAUGUUUUUUUAAACAUAUAAUUUAGCAGUGAUGGCAAGUGGGGAUGCCAGACCCUGAUGAGUCUUCUGUUGUUAGAUUUGUACAUUGGAGCAGCGCGCGAAGCGAGCAAUGUUGAUACAUUGUAUCAUUUAAUCGCCUGUUGUAACCAAGAGCACGGAUCAGUCUGAGUAGACUUUUCAAGUUCACUGACAUGCAGCCGCUGAGUGUCAGAGAGGGAAAAUUAAAUUGAGCACCGCUUCGCAACAGGCAUGCUUGCAGCUUUACAGCAACGGCUUGUCUCUAGCUUAAACGGUUAAAAGAAUAUGACCCAUAUUACCAGAAAUACCUUUUUUAUUUCUAGCAGAAUUCACACGCAUUUUAUAUAAUUUCACAAACCAUGUCCUGGGCUGUUUUUAAACUAAUCUCGGGUCGCUAAUUAUUGGGUUGUUUACAAACAACGGUCAGUCAUGUUACCUAUCUAGCUAACAACUUGUUAACUUGACAGUAGGUUUAGGCAAAUUUGAUUGGCACAGGAAGAAAGCAUAAGGGUCUGCUACUCAUGAGAUGUGCUUCAAAGGUAGGAUUCAUAUAAGCCUAAUGUAAUCCUAAACUAUAUCAAAAAUCUAUUUCUUUCUGGUGCUCCUUAAAUUCUGUUUGGUGCCUAACCUUUGAAAAGUUGGGAGCAGUGUGUGUUUGUGGGAGAGAGCGAGAGAGUUGUGUGUGUUUAUGAGAGUGAGGGAAACAGUGUGUGAGGGAGGGAGAGUGUGUGUCUGUGUUAACUGAAGAGUAAAGAAGGUUUAAUGCAGUGUUUUCCCCUUACUGACACAAUGACAUGCAGAUUAUUAUGCAUGUUUAUUCCUUCCUCCCAUUCCUCCAGCCAAAUCACAGGUAGGCCUUUGCAAAUAUGAGCAAAUCAGCCAUUCUAUGCAGCAUUCUAUUAUACACUGAACAGUGUAAAGUUAAAUUAAAUGUGUUGUAUUGAAGAAGUUUAGAAAACGAGAAAGUGUCCGGCGAACGGGACGCUUGGCCACAGAUUUUCUUCCACCGAAGUAUUGCAAUACUACUCGGUAUCGUAAUACUUGGCCUGGUACAGUGGGGGAAAAAAAGUAUUUAGUCAGCCACCAAUUGUGCAAGUUCUCCCACUUAAAAAGAUGAGAGAGGCCUGUAAUUGUCAUCAUAGGUACACGUCAACUAUGACAGAGAAAAUGAGAAAAAAAACUCCAGAAAAUCACGUUGUAGGAUUUUUAAUGAAUUUAUUUGCAAAUUAUGGUGGAAAAUAAGUAUUUGGUCAAUAACAAAAGUUUCUCAAUACUUUGUUAUAUACCCUUUGUUGGCAAUGACACAGGUCAAACGUUUUCUGUAAGUCUUCACAAGGUUUUCACACACUGUUGCUGGUAUUUUGGCCCAUUCCUCCAUGCAGAUCUCCUCUAGAGCAGUGAUGUUUUGGGGCUGUCGCUGGGCAACACGGACUUUCAACUCCCUCCAAAGAUUUUCUAUGGGGUUGAGAUCUGGAGACUGGCUAGGCCACUCCAGGACCUUGAAAUGCUUCUUACGAAGCCACUCCUUCGUUGCCCGGGCGGUGUGUUUGGGAUCAUUGUCAUGCUGAAAGACCCAGCCACGUUUCAUCUUCAAUGACCUUGCUGAUGGAAGGAGGUUUUCACUCAAAAUCUCACGAUACAUGGCCCCAUUCAUUCUUUCCUUUACACGGAUCAGUCGUCCUGGUCCCUUUGCAGAAAAACAGCCCCAAAGCAUGAUGUUUCCACCCCCAUGCUUCACAGUAGGUAUGGUGUUCUUUGGAUGCAACUCAGCAUUCUUUGUCCUCCAAACACGACGAGUUGAGUUUUUACCAAAAAGUUCUAUUUUGGUUUCAUCUGACCAUAUGACAUUCUCCCAAUACUCUUCUGGAUCAUUCAAAUGCACUCUAGCAAACUUCAGACGGGCCUGGACAUGUACUGGCUUAAGCAGGGGGACACAUCUGGCACUGCAGAAUUUGAGUCCCUGGCGGCGUAGUGUGUUACUGAUGGUAGGCUUUGUUACUUUGGUCCCAGCUCUCUGCAGGUCAUUCACUAGGUCCCCCCGUGUGGUUCUGGGAUUUUUGCUCACCGUUCUUGUGAUCAUUUUGACCCCACGGGGUGAGAUCUUGCGUGGAGCACCAGAUCGAGGGAGAUUAUCAGUGGUCUUGUAUGUCUUCCAUUUCCUAAUAAUUGCUCCCACAGUUGAUUUCUUCAAACCAAGCUGCUUACCUAUUGCAGAUUCAGUCUUCCCAGCCUGGUGCAGGUCUACAAUUUUGUUUCUGGUGUCCUUUGAUAGCUCUUUGGUCUUGGCCAUAGUGGAGUUUGGAGUGUGACUGUUUGAGGUUGUGGACGGGUGUCUUUUAUACUGAUAACAAGUUCAAACAGGUGCCAUUAAUACAGGUAACGAAGUGGAGGACAGAGGAGCCUCUUAAAGAAGAAGUUACAGGUCUGUGAGAGCCAGAAAUCUUGCUUGUUUGUAGGUGACCAAAUACUUAUUUUCCGCCAUAAUUUGCAAAUAAAUUCAUAAAAAAUCCUACAAUGUGAUUUUCUGGAUUUUUUUUUCUCAAUUUGUCUGUCAUAGUUGACGUGUACCUAUGAUGAAAAUUACAGGCCUCUCAUCUUUUUAAGUGGGAGAACUUGCACAAUUGGUGGCUGACUAAAUACUUUUUUCCCCACUGUAUCGUAUCAUUUGUAGAAUGUUGGUAUCGUGACAUUAUCCCCCAUAGUAGAAAAGUUUACCUAUUCUAUUGGUCAGCUUGUCGUUAAAUAAAUAUCCUAUUCCAAACAGACUCUGGGACAGUUGUGGGAAGAUAGAUCCCAAAUUCAUACAACCAGUAGGCCUAGGCUACAUAAAAAAAAAAGUUAACUAAGGUCGAUGUCCGCGCCCCAGCAUAAAUCUAAUUAGCAUAAUACAAAAUCCCCAUAAGAUUCUGUCAGUUUAAGCUAGAGAUCUGUUUUUUUGCGUUGUCGCACUAUCCCAUCUGCGGUGAAAGGUGACAGAGCUAGAGCGAUGUUUGUCAGACCAUGAGACAUCCCAAAAAUCGGUCUUCUCACAAAAUCGUCUAGCGUCGAACCGGUUUGGCCAACAAACUAUUAUGACCACUCUAUGGAAAGAUGAGCCUUUCACGAACACGAUAGUGUUCUCCGUUUUGCUCUACGAACCCCACAAGCGUAUUGGGACUCGUCUGAAGUUGGUACCGCCGAUCUGCCAACUUCUGUCUGUAGCGGCCGAACAGUUUGGAAAGGUGAUACUCUCACGAACACGUCAGUUGUUUUGAUCUAGGACGCCCACAGGCCUCACAAGACUCGUCUGAAGGUCCCUCGGUACCAGUUGAAAAAAUUAAUGGAAGUACAGUAUAUAUGGAGACUGUUUAGUGCCAAAAACGAGGGGUUAAAUGCCAAGAGUGUGCAAAGCUGUCAUCAAGGCAAAGGGUGGCUAUUUGAAGAAUGUCAAAUAUAAAAUACAUUUAGAUUUAACACUUUUUUGGUUACUACAUGAUUCCGUGUGUUAUUUCAUAGUUUUGAUGUCUUCACUAUUAUUCUACAAUGUCGAAAAUAGUAAAAAUAAAGAAAAACAUUUGAAUGAGUAGGCAAUUCCAGUCCUCGGGGGCCUGAUUGGUAUCACACUUUUGCCCCAGCUAACACACCUGACUCCAAUAAUCAACUGAUCAUGAUCUUCAGUUAAAAAUGCAAUUAGUUUAAAUCAGCUGUGUUUGCUAGGGAUUGGGCAAAAGUGUGACACCAAUCAGGCCCCUGAGGACUGGAAUUGCCCAGGCCUGGUUUAGACUCUUAUGGGUUAAAAAGCAAUGAGUCUGAUGCAACAGAUCAGAACAUUUAGUUUAAGCAUUGUCUAAAGUGCACCGGACAUGCAAGUGGUUUCAAAACUGGCCUUCUUGAGAAUAGUUGAGUAUCUGGAGCAUCAGCAAUUGUGGGUUCGAUUACAGGCUCAAAAUGGCCAGAAACAAAUAACUUUAUUCUGAAACUCGUCAGUCUAUUCUUGUUCUGAGAAAUUAAGGCUAUUCCAUGCGAGAAAUUGCCAAGAAACUGAAGAUCUCGUACAACACUGUGUACUACUCCCUUCACAGAACAGCGCAAUCUGGCUCUAACCAGAAUAGAAAGAGGAGUGGGAGGCCCCGGUGCACAACUGAGCAAGAGGACAAAUACAUUUGAGUGUCUAGUUUGAGAAACAGAUGCCUCACCGGUCCUCAACUGGCAGCUUCAUUAAAUAGUACCCGCAAAACACCAGUCUCAACAUCAACAGUGAAGAAGGAUGCUGACCUUCUAGGCAGAGUUGCAAAGAAACAGCCAUAUUUAAGACUGGUCAAUAAAAAGUAAAUAUUAAGAUGGGCAAAAUAACACAGACACUGGACAGAGGAAGAUUGAAAAAAAAGUGUUAUGGACACACGAAUCGAAGUUUGAGGUGUUCGGAUCACAAAGAAUAACUUUUGUGAGACGCAGACCAAAUGAAAAGAUGCUGAAGGAGUGCUUGAUGCCAUCUGUCAAGCAUGGUGGAGGCAAUGUGAUGGUCUGGGGGUGCUUUGGUGGUGGUAAAGUGGGAGAUUUGUACAGGGUAAAAGGAUCUUGAAGAAGGAAGGCUAUCACUCCAUUUUGCAAUGCCAUACCCUGUGGACGGCGCUUGAUUGGAGCCAAUUUCCUCCUACAACAGGACAAUGACCCAAAGCACAGCUCCAAACUAUGCAAGAACUAUUUAGGGAAGAAGCAGUCAGCGGGUAUUCUGUCUGUAAUGGAGUGGCCAGCACAGUCACUGGAUCUCAACCCUAUUGAGCUGUUGUGGGAGCAGCUUGACCGUAUGGUACGUAAGAAGUGCCCAUCAAGCCAAUCCAAUUUGUGGGAGGUGCUUCAGGAAGCAUGGGGUGAAAUCUCUUCAGAUUACCUCAACAAAUUGACAACUAGAAUGUCAAAGGUCUACAAAGCUGUAAUUGCUGCAAAUGGAGGAUUCUUUGACGAAAGCAAAGUUUGAAGGACACUAUUAUUUCAAUAAAAAAUCAUUAUUUCUAAACUGACUACAUUUCCUAUUCAUUUUGCUAUAUUUCCUAUUCAAACUCAUUUCAUGUAUGUUUUCAUGGAAAACAAGGAAAUUUGUAAGUGACCCCAAACUUUUGAACGGUAGUGUACAUAAAGAAUAUACUGUAGCCUACACACGCGCCAAGUUAAUUCCAUCAAAUUAUGCAAAUUAAGCUAUAGACUUAUAAGCAUGACCAGUCAAAAAUAUUUCCAUCAAUGAAUAGGCUAAAAAGCAUUAUUUUGUAAUGGGAUUUUUUCUUGUUCUCCCGGACAAUUGGUCAGCGGCAAUUCUAUUUAUCGUCUUUUCAAAAAGAAAUAUAGGCAAGAAGUUAUAGGCCUCUGUAGCGCCUUGUGGUCAGAUGCCGAGCAGUUGCCAUACCAAGCGGUGAUUUGAUUGGGUCUAAUUGUGUUGCUGUUCUGGGGCUAGGGCUGUGACGGUCUUGGAAUUUUAGGUUACGGUAAUUGGCCAGGCUAAUGUACAUGGUCACCAACAUAAAUGUUCAGGAGGGAGGGCGGGGGGACGGUAGGGCUGUGGCGGUCAUGAAAUUUUGUCAGCCGGUUAUUGUCAUGCAAAAGACUGCCCGGUCUCACGGUAAUUGACCGUAAACAUAAACACGUUUAGCAUCUCCAGGCCUCCGCACAUACAAGCUGCUGGUGUGCGUCUUUUGAACAUCUACAUAAAAAAAGUCUAUCAAUUUAAUAUACACCAUCACAAUAAAUCCAUUAUUUAUUUUAGUCAGGUAUAAACAAACAUGAUAUGAAGAAAAUGUAUUUCAGAAGAACAGAAUAUUAGUUGGCCCUACUGUAUGUUACCUGGCUAUGCUCAAGGCCAAAGGCUGUAGGCUUGUUCAUUUAGCUGACAAGAUAUGCUUAUACAGUGAGGGAAAAAACGUAUUUGAUCCCCUGCUGAUUUUGUACGUUUGCCCACUGACAAAGAAAUGACCAGUCUAUAAUUUUAAUGGUAGGUUUAUUUGAACAGUGAGAGACAGAAUAACAAAAAAUAAAUCCAGAAAAACAUGUCCAAAAUGUUAUAAAUUGAUUUUGCAUUUUAAUGAGGGAAAUAAGUAUUUGACCCCCUCUCAAUCAGAAAGAUUUCUGGCUCCCAGGUGUCUUUUAUACAGGUAACGAGCUGAGAUUAGGAGAACACUCUUAAAGGGAGUGCUCCUAAUCUCAGUUUGUUACCUCUAUAAAAGACACCUGUCCACAGAAGCAAUCAAUCAGAUUCCAAACUCUCCACCAUGGCCAAGACCAAAGAUUUCUCCAAGGAUGUCAGGGACCUACACAAGGCUGGAAUGGGCGACAACAGUUGGUGCGAUUAUUCGCAAAUGGAAGAAACACAAAAUAACUGUCAAUAUCCCUCGGCCUGGGGCUCCAUGCAAGAUCUCACCUCGUGGAGUUGCAAUGAUCAUGAGAACGGUGAGGAAUCAGCCAGGAACUACACGGGAGGAUCUUGUCAAUGAUCUCAAGGCAGCUGGGACCAUAGUCACCAAGAAAACAAUUGAUAACACACUACGCCGUGAAGGACUGAAAUCCUGCAGCGCCCACAAGGUCCCCCUGCUCAAGAAAGCACAUAUACAGGGCCGUCUGAAGUUUGCCAAUGAACAUCUGAAUGAUUCAUAGGAGAACUGGGUGAAAGUGUUGUGGUCAGAUGGGACCAAAAUCGAGCUCUUUGGCGUCAACUCAAAUCGCCGUGUUUGGAGGAGGAGGAAUGCUGCCUAUGACCACAAGAACACCAUCCCCACCGUCAAACAUGGAGGUGGAAACAUUAUGCUUUGGGGGUGUUUUUCUGCUAAGGGGACAGGACAACUUCACCGCAUCAAAGGGACGAUAGACGGGGCCAUGUACCGUCAAAUGUUGGGUGAGAACCUCCUUCCCUCAGCCAGGGCAUUGAAAAAGGGUCGUGGAAGGGUUUUCCAGCAUGACAAUGACCCAGAACACACGGCCAAGGCAACAAAGGAGUGGCUCAAGAAGAAGCACAUUAAGGUCCUGGAGUGGCCUAGCCAGUCUCCAGACCUUAAUCCCAUAGAACAUUUAUGGAGGGAGCUGAAGGUUCGAGUUGCCAAACGUCAGCCUCGAAACCUUAAUGACUUGGAGAAGAUCUGCAAAGAGGAGUGGAACAAAAUACCUCAUGAGAUGUGUGCAAACCUGGUGGCCGACUACAAGAAAUGUCUGACCUCUGUGAUUGCCAACAAGGGUUUUGCCACCAAGUACUAAGUCAUGUUUUGCAGAGGGGUCAAAUACUUAUUUCCCUCAUUAAAAUGCAAAUCAAUUCAUAACAUUUUUGACAUGCGUUUUUCUGGAUUUAUUUGUUAUUAUUUUGUCUCUCACUGUUCAAAUAAACCUACCAUUAAAAUUAUAGACUGAUCAUUUCUUUGUCAGUGGGCACACGUACAAAAUCAGCAGGGGAUCAAAUACUUUUUUCCCUCACUGUAAGUCCCGUGCCAUUAUUUUAUUUUAUAUGAUUUUAUAGUAGGAAGAAUAUAAUUGAACUAAACUGAAAAAAAUAUAAAGGAUAUUUUUCCCAUUACGGAGCGAGUAUGCAGACCCUUUAUUCUAAAAUGGAUUAAAUUGUUUUUUUCCCUAAUCAAUCUAUACAAUAUCCGACAAUGAUAAACCAAAAGCAGUUUUUUUGAAAUCUUUGCAAAAAAAAACCAUCUGAAAUGACAUUUACAUAAGUAUUCAGACCCUUUACUCAGUACUUUGUUGAAGCACCUUUGGCAGCGAUUACAGCCUCAAGUCUUCAUGGGUAUGAUGCUGCAAGCUUGGCACACCUGUAUUUGAGGAGUUUCUCCCAUUCUUCUCUGCAGAUCCUCUCAAGCUCUGUCAGGUUGGAUGGGGCGCGUCACUGCACAGCUAUUUUCAGGUCUCUCCAGAGAUGUUCAAUCGGGAUCAAGUCCGGGCUCUGGCUGGGCCACUAGAUUUCAUUCAGAGACUUGUCCUGAAGCCACUCCUGCGUUGUCUUGGCUGUGUGCUUAGGGUCGUUGUCCUGUUGGAAGGUGAACCUUCAACCUAGUCUUAGGUCCUGAGCGCUCUGGAGCAGGUUUUCAUCAAGGAUCUCUCUGUACUUUGCUCCUUUCAUCUUUCCUUCGAUCCUGACUAGUCUCCCAGUCCCUGCCACUGAAAGACAUCCCCACAGCAUGAUUCUGCCACCACCAUGCUUCACUGCAGGUAUGUUGCCAGGUUUCCUUCAGAUGUGACACUUGGCAUUCAGGCCAAAGAGUUCAAUCUUGGUUUCAUCAGACCAGAGCAUUUUGUUGGUCUGAGGGUCCGUUAGGUGCCUUUUGGCAAACUCCAAGUGGGCUGUCAUGUGCCUUUUUUACUGAGGAGUGGCUUCUGUCUGGUCACUCUACCAUAAAGGCCUGAUUUGGUAGAGUGCUGCAGAGAUGGUUGUCCUUCUGGAAUGUUCUCCCAUCUCCACAGAGGAACUCUGGAGCUCUGUCAGUGACCAUCGGGUUCUUGGUCACCUCCCUGACCAAGGCCCUUCUCCACCGAUUGCUCAGUUUUGCCGGGCGGCCAGCUCUAGGAAGAGUCUUGGUGGUUCCAAACUUCUUCCAUUUAAGAAUGAUGGAGGCCACUGUGUUCUUGGGGACCUUCAAUGCUGCAGAAAUGUUUUGGUACCCUUCCCCAUAUCUGUGCCUCGACACAAUCCUGUCUCGGAGCUCUACGGACAAUUCCUUCGACCUCAUGGCUUGGUUUUUCCAAUGAAGUUUUAGAAACAUCUCAAGGAUGAUCAAUGAAAACAGGAUGCACCUGAGCUCAAUUUCGAUUCUCAUAGCAAAGGGUCUGAAUACUUAUGUAAAGUGGAAAAAAUCAAGGGGUCUGAGUACUUUCUGAAUGCACUGUAUGACGUGGCUAUAUUGAGCGUAAAAGUGAUCACUUGAAACAGGUCCUGUAUGCUAGAUUUAUAGUUAUUUGGCAACUUUAGUUGUGAAUGAUACAAACCUUAAAAUGUCUUAGAAAUCAAAACAUAGAUGGUCUGCAUGGUGCGACUAUAGGCUAUUGAUGAUUUUUUUUAUUUCACCUUUAUUUAACCAGGUAAGCCAGUUGAGAACAAGUUCUCAUUUACAACUGCGACCUGGCCAAGAUAAAGCAAAGCAGUGCGAUUAAAAACAACAACACAGAGUUACAUAUGGGGUAAAACAAAACAUAAAGUCAAAAAUACAACAAAAUAUAUAUACAGUGUGUGCAAAUGUAGCAAGUUAUGGAGGUAAGGCAAUAAAUAGGCUAUAGUGCAAAAUAAUUACAAUUAGUAUUAACACUGGAAUGAUAGAUGUGCAAGAGAUGAUGUGCAAAUAGAGAUACUGGGGUACAAAUGAGCAAAAUAAAUAACAAUAUAGGGAUGAGGUAGUUGGGCGGGCUAAUUUCAGAUGGGCUGUGUACAGGUGCAGUGAUCGGUAAGGUGCUCUGACAACUGAUGCUUAAAGUUAGUGAGGGAGAUAAGUGUCUCCAGCUUCAGAGAUUUUUGCAAUUCGUUCCAGUCAUUGGCAGCAGAGAACUGGAAGGAAUGGCGGCCAAAGGAGGUGUUGGCUUUGGGGAUGACCAGUGAGAUAUACCUGCUGGAGCGCAUACUAUGGGUGGGUGUUGCUAUGGUGACCAAUGAGCUAAGAUAAGGCGGGGAUUUGCCUAGCAGUGAUUUAUAGAUGGCCUGGAGCCAGUGGGUUUGGCGACGAAUAUGUAGUGAGGGCCAGCCAACAAGAGCAUACAGGUCACAGUGGUGGGUAGUAUAUGGGGCUUUGGAGACAAAACGGAUGGCACUGUGAUAGACUACAUCCAAUUUGCUGAGUAGAGUGUUGGAGGCUAUUUUGUAAAUGACAUCGCCGAAGUCAAGGAUCGGUAGGAUAGUCAGUUUUACGAGGGCAUGUUUGGCAGCAUGAGUGAAGGAGGCUUUGUUGCGAAAUAGGAAACCGAUUCUAGAUUUAACUUUGGAUUGGAGAUUCUUAAUGUGAGUCUGGAAGGAGAGUUUACAGUCUAACCAGACACCUAGGUAUUUGUAGUUGUCCACAUACUCUAGGUCAGACCCGUCGAGAGUAGUGAUUCUAGUCGGGUGGGCGGGUGCAAGCAGCGUUCGUUUGAAGAGCAUGCAUUUAGUUUUACUAGUGUUUAAGAGCAGUUGGAGGCUACUGAAGGAGUGUUGUAUGGCAUUGAAGCUCGUUUGGAGGUUUGUUAACACAGUGUCCAAUGAAGGGCCAGAUGUAUACAAAAUUGUGUCGUCUGCAUAGAGGUGAAUCUGAGAGUCACCAGCAGCAAGAGCGACAUCAUUGAUAUACACAGAGAAAAGAGUCGGCCCAAGAAUUGAACCCUGUGGCACCCCCAUAGAGUCUGCCAUAGGUCCAGACAACAGGCCCUCCGAUUUGACACAUUGAACUCUAUCUGAAAAGUAGUUGGUGAACCAGGCGAGGCAGUCAUUUGAGAAACCAAGGCUGUUUAGUCUGCCAAUAAGAAUGCGGUGGUUGACAGAGUCGAAAGCCUUGGCCAGGUCGAUGAAGACGGCUGCACAGUACUGUCUUUUAUCGAUCGCGGUUAUUAUAUUGUUUAGGACCUUGAGCGUGGCUGAGGUGCACCCAUGACCAGCUCGGAAACCAGAUUGCAUAGCGGAGAAGGUACGGUGGGAUUCGAAAUGGUCGGUGAUCUGUUUGUUAACUUGGCUUUCAAAAACUUUCGAAAGGCAGGGCAGGAUGGAUAUGGGUCUGUAACAGUUUGGAUCUAGAGUGUCACCCCCUUUGAAGAGGGGGAUGACCGCGGCAGCUUUCCAAUCUCUGGGGAUCUCAGACGUUACGAAAGAGAGGUUGAACAGGCUAGUAAUAGGGGUUGCGACAAUUUCAGCGGCUAGUUUUAGAAAGAAAGGGUCCAGAUUGUCUAGCCCAGAUGAUUUGUAGGGGUCCAGAUUUUGCAGCUCUUUCAGAACAUCAGCUGUCUGGAUUUGUGUGAAGGAGAAGCGGGGGGCAUGGGCAAGUUGCAGCGGAGGGUGCAAAGCUGGUGGCCGGGGUAGUGGUAGCCAGGUGGAAAGCAUGGCCAGCCGUAGCAAAAUGCUUGUUGAAAUUCUCGAUUAUUGUAGAUUUAUUGGUGGUGAUAGUGUUUCCUAGCCUCAGUGCAGUGGGCAGCUGGGAGGAAUUGCUCUUAUUCUCCAUGGCAACAAAGUUUGAGCUCUGUUCCUUGCCUCAGGCUGCACAGCUGUUCUCUCAACUGAUUUUCACCCGUCAGACUAUUCUCGACUUAAUCUUGUCUUUACUAAUAUGUCAAAAUUAAUUUCGAUUUAGAAGGGGCAGGACAUGUCAUCUGUAUGCGCUCAAAUAGGGAAUGGAGGCCGCGAGCUUUCCCGCCGGUCCAUUUUCUAGGCUACAAUGGUUUUAUAGCCGAGCAUAAUAUGAGCAGCUGAGAAAUAAAUACUUAUUUCACUCCACGCAUCAACCGUUGUUUUAGGAGUAUGCUCUCGCUACCCGACAGGUGAUAUUCCACCGAAACUCUGAAUGCUCCAACCUUGUUCCUGCAGCUACCCAGUGCUUCAUUUGGAAAAAGUGAAAAUCUGUUUGGGAACAUCGAUAGUGACAUGUUUUCGUAAACGAAACACAUUUCAUUAAACUGUUGACAGCCCUUCUGCGUGCUCGAGAAAGGGAGAGCGGAUGAACUAGAAACGCAUGGUGGUGAGAUUCUGUAUCGCUAAAGGUAAUUAAUUAUGUAAAUUAAAAAAAUCCCUAUUACUAGGCUAUUCAAAUACAAAUUCACUAAUUGUAGGCUAACUGUAAGCCGCCCUGCACAAUCAAUGAACCAACAGCAUCGUCUAGGGCUAUACGUUCUCUCCCAGAUUCAUGGAUAUACAUUUUGGAACGUAGCAUAAGGUAACCAGUCCAUCCAGUAUGCAUAAUAAUACAGUCCACACUCAAAAGGCUAGACCAAUUAUGUAUCAAAGACAUCUUAAAUCAGGUUUGUUUUAUGUUUUUCUGCCAUGCAUAAUAUGAGGUAGGCCAUGUAUUGUAUAAUGGCACAAUCAUCAUUUUAAUUCUGGUCAUUUUUUCGGGCUUGUGCUCAGAAGUCUAUGCAUAAACUCUAAAAUGUAUAUCGGUGUUUUGAAUUAAUUGUCACCUUAGAAAGCGCUGUCCAUUUUCGUUUACACUGUUUCAGCCUGCUGUUGAACUUCUUUCUUCAAAUUGAUCAUCACAGUGAGGUGAGUUUUAAAAGUAUGAUGGCUGUUUUGAUGGUGUUUGAUGUGAUUUUCGAUUGUAUUUGCACUGUUGUCAAAAGUGAGACAAAUGUGAUAAUGCAUGUAAUGCUUUAUUAUAAAGGUGCUUUUCUAUGGUGAAAAUAAUCUUCCCAAACUUGAAACUCACGAGCAGCCUAUGUAUGCCAGUUAGGCUCUACACUGGUUAUAAAGUGGAUUAAUGUGCUUAAUUUUAACAAGUUAUUUGGCCACUUUAGUUGUGAUACAAACCUUAUCAAAACAUAUAGGUCUAUGGGCUAGGCUACAUCAGGUGUGUGACUAUGAUUUGAAAAAGUUGCAAAAUAUCUCAAAUAUAAAAUAUGUAUUUUGAUUUGUUAAAAACUUAUUUGGUUACUACAUGAUUCCAUAUGUGUUAUUUCAUAGUUUUGAUGUCUUCACUAUUAUUCUACAAUGUAGAAAAUAGUAAAAAUAAAGUAAAACCCUUGAAUUAGUAGGUGUGUCCAAUCUUUUGAUGGGUAGUGUGUGUUUCUAAUAAGGAAGUGCUGCUCAGUUUCCACUUCAUUUUAUAGGCAGUGGGCACGUAGGCAGACCUGGCUCUCGAGAGAAGAAAGGCUAUGGCGGCCUCUCUCAAUAGCAAGGCUAUGCUCACUGUCCUUACAUAGCAAGGACUUUCUUAAUUUGGGGUUUGUAUACUUUCUGUUUAGGGCCAGUUAGCAUUCCAGUUUGCUCCGUUUUUUGGUUGAUUCUUUCCAGUGUGUUUUAAAUAGUUAUCUUUUUGUUUUCUCAUAAUUUGGUUGGGUCCAAUUGUGUUGCUGUCCUGGGGCUCUGUGUGUUUGUGAACAGAGCCCCAGAACCAGUUGGCUGAGGGGACUCUUCUCUAUGGUUAAUCUCUCUGUAGGUGAGUGCUUUGUGGUGGAAUGUGUGGGCAUCUCUCGCACUCUCUCUCCCAUCUCCAUCUCUCUACAAACUCUCUCUCCUCCCCUCUAGAAGGAUCCCAGUAGUGAUGUGAGCAGUCCCAGCAGUCCUCGACUGUCCCCUCCCUCGAAGCGAACCCGUAGACAGACCAGCUCCAGCGACACCUCUCCCUCCCCCCAGGCCAAGGACCAGAGGGUCUCCUGGGGCAUGCCCACCUACCGCACCAGGUGAGCAGGCAAAAUAACAGCCUCUUUGACAGACAGUUCUGGGUUCAAUUCCUGUACUGGCCGUGUGUACUGGAUUCAGACCCAUCUGUUGACUGUGUCUGAGAAUGGGGCAGUCUUUAUAUUUACACAUCUCAAUGUGUUUCAGGUUGUCAUCUGGCGCCCUGCAAAAUGGAAAUGGUAACGUCGUUUUCUUUUCCAAAGCUUUCAUUUUAGUUUUUUAAAGACAUGUCAACAUUGUUUGUGUGUAGGUACAGUAUUAGUUGGAGUAUUAGUUAGAUGGGACCUCUUUUGUUUUGACCUGUUACCUCUGACCCCUGCAGCCCAUAAGGAGGAGGGGGCAGGAGACCACUCUCACAUGAAUGGCCAUGUUGACAGAAAGAGGAGCUGCCAAGUGAGGAAGAGCCAGUUUGAACACCUCAACCAGAGCCUGCUGUUUGACCAGCUCGUCAACAGGUAACACACACACACACACACACUCUUCCCUAUAGGAAGUGGAGGCCUCAGACCUGGUGGUGCCGGGGUGGAGAUGGGUGAUCUGUAAAAUAGAAAGCGAAGACGUCAGAGGUAGGCGGUAUGAAUUGAUACUGAUGAUGUGUGAAUUGUUUGAAAAUAUAUGCGCUCACUACUGUAUGCACUCACUACUGUAAGUCGCUUUGGAUAAGAGCGUCUGCUAAAUGACUAAAAUGUAACUGUAUUGUCAGCACGGCGGAGGCAGUUCUUCAGGAGAUGGACAACAUCAGCAGCAUCAGACAGAACAGGGAGGUGGAGAGACUCCGCAUGUGGACCGACACUGAGGUGGUAAGUCUGUCAAUCAGCCAGUCAAUCUGUAUUAUGCCAUAUGAAAGUGGGUUGUUAGUAACUAUCUCCAGUGGUAGACGUUAUGAUGGCAAGCCAGCUAGCUAAAUAUAACUGGCUGAUGCAAGGAAUUCGAGUUAGGUGUUAGCCAGACUAAGCUAAAUGUGCAUUCCUUCCACUCCUGAUCUUCUAGGAAAACAUGGACAUGUAUUCUCGUGUGAAGAGGAGGAAGGCACUGCACAGGAACACCUUUGUCAUGCAGACACACCACAAAGCCAUGAGCAAGACAGAAGAGGAAGAGGGGACUGAAGGUUUGUCUUAGUUUGGAUUGCUUGUAAAGCUGUACAGGGCCUUGUAGAGAACUGUAGUUUAUAUCGGUGUUGCUUGCGGUUCACAAGAUAAUCAAGCAUAUCUUACUUUUUUACCUCUUUGUCUCAGAAUCUCACGGUGAGGAAGAGGAUGACGAAGCAGAGGAUGAUGAUGAUGAUGAAAGAGACGAGGCAGAGGAAGCUGGAGAGGAGAACGACAGACCGUACAACCUGAGACAACGCAAGACCGUACAGAGAUACGAGGCGCCACCUAUUGGUAAAGACAAACAUAGAGUAUUGUGUGAUUUUUCUGCAACACUAAGGGGAGUUUCCCAGACCCAGAUUCGCCAUUGAGUGUGCCUUUUAGUUAAGGAGUAGUCUUAAUGUAGGUCUGGGAAACUGGCCCUCUGCCUGAAACGUUCCUUUUCUUGCAUAAAACCAUUUCCUGAUAUUGUCUUUGUUUUAUACCUCUUGAGUCCUUCUGCUUUUAACAUCUUCUGUCUCUCUGAAUGCAUUCCAGAGCCCAUCAACAGAAAACAAACCAACCCCUCCCUGUUUGACACCCACAGAUCCCCAGCAAGGAGAAGCCAUAUACGGUGGGUGUUGUACCCCGCCUGAAAACACUGCUUACCUACAUACGUUUUGAAGAAAACACUGCUUACCUACAUUGACAUGGUCUAAUAUGGAGUGAUCUGUCUUUUGUUUUACUUCUCUCUCCCCUGGUCCAGAGUGAAGAAGCAUGCCAUCCACAGUAGUGACACCACGUCUUCGUCUGACGAGGACAGAUUUGAGAGGAGGAAAAGCAAGAACAUGACCCGGGCCAGGAACAGGUAAAUACCUCUCCUCCUUUUUCUCUGUCACUCACCUAGUGGAUUUUGAUAUAAGAUACAGUUCAUAAAUGGCUUUUCUCUAGGUCAAACGACUUUCCAUUCACCGUUCGUACUGUAUAGCACAGUAGCUUCACUUCAAACCCGGUGAUACGCGGCAGCUGUUAUGCACCAGGAAGCUCACCACACAUUGGCUGUAUGUCAUCUCUAUCACCUGUAUUUCUGUUAUUUGUAAAGAUGUCUGCCUAUGAACCUGAGAGCAGAGGACCUGGCCAGUGGGGUGCUGAGGGACAGGGCCAAGGUGGGAGCUAGCCUCGCUGAUGUGGACCCCAUGAAUCUGGACAGCUCAGUGAAGUUUGACAGCGUAGGAGGGCUGUCCAACCACAUCCAGUCUCUGAAGGAGAUGGUGGUCUUCCCACUCCUCUACCCAGAGGUCUUCGAGAGGUUCAAGAUACAGCCCCCAAGGUAAAGGGGGAUUCAUUCAUGUUCAGACAUAUCAAGCAUGUAUCCUCUUUUGUUUGCAAUUUAGAACUGUGUUAUUUGAUUACAACAAGACAUAGGAAAAACAGAAUUUUGCAGUUUUUGCAUCAUGGUCACAAUGUAGUUCCAAGGUCAAUAAAAAAAGGAUUGUGUCUGCUUUAAACUUAUUUACCUCUGGCUCUCUCUCUGCCCCCCUCCUCUCCUACAGAGGGUGUCUGUUCUACGGCCCACCAGGUACAGGGAAGACCCUAGUAGCGCGGGCUUUGGCUAACGAGUGUAGUCAAGGAGACAAGAAAGUGUCUUUCUUCAUGAGGAAGGGAGCCGACUGCCUCAGCAAGUGGGUCGGCGAAUCAGAACGACAGCUACGCCUGCUCUUUGACCAGGUGAGCAUGAGUAGGGCUUGCGGUGACCGUGUUACCGCCACACCCGCAGUCAUGAGGCAUGACCAGGGCUGUUACGGUGACCUUAUUACCGGCGGUCACGAGUCAUGACCGCAGUCAAAUGCCACGUGACCGUUUAGUCAGGGUAACUAGGCUUCUCCAAGCUCUGAUGCUGCUGAUGGUCGUUAGUAGCCUACCAAACUUUCUAACUGCCUGGUACUCAGCACUCUAUUGUCCCUCUAAUCACUCUGACAUCAAUGCAAAUGGUUUAGAAUAUAAAAUCAAACGCUUCAUGAGAGCCCAUGAGCUCAUGUUGCGCAACAUUUCUAUAGGCUGUGCAAUUGUGUGAGAAAACAUAGUUUUGAUGGCCUCUAUUAAAAAGAGGAUCCCAUCAGCUUUCUAUAGGCUAGGCCUACUAUAUUUAUUUAUCAACUUUCCUAAUAUGAAGCACAUUGCUUUGCUUUACAACAGUAGUAUAGCCGACCUGGCUGGCAUGAAAAUGAACCACAGGAAAAGCGUCCUCCAUUCGCUAUUUAAGUGAAUAGAUGACAUGUAUUAUUUUUUUUAUGCCCCUGUUCCGAUACAGGGUCAUGAUAAUGGUCCAUUCUAAAUCAAAACUAAUUUCACACAUACAGUACCAGUCAAAAGUUUGGACACACCUACUCAUUCCAGGGUUUUUCUUUGUUUACUAUUUUCUAUAUUGUAGAAUAAUAGUGAAGACAUCAAAACUAUGAAAUAACACAUAUGGAAUCAUGUAGUAACCCAAAAAGUGUUAAACAAAUCAAAAUAUAUUUGAGAUUCUUCAAAGUAGCCACCCUUUGCCUUGAUGACAGCUUUGCACACUCUUGGCAUUCUCUCAACCAGCUUCACCUGGAAUGCCUUUCCAACAGCCUUGAAGGAGUUCCCACAUAUGCUGAGCACUUGUUGGCUGCUUUUCCGUCACUCUGCGGUCCAACUCAUCCCAAACCAUCUCAAUUGGGUUGAGGUCGGGUGAUUGUGGAGGUCAGGUAAUCUGAUGCAGCACUCCAUCACUCUCCUUCUUGGUAAAAUAGCCCUUACACAGCCUGGAAGUGUGUUGGGUCAUUGUCCUGUUGAAAAACAAAUGAUAGUCCCAAUAAGCCCAAACCAGAUGGGAUGGCGUAUCGCUGCAGAAUGCUGUGGUAGCCAUGCUGGUUAAGUGUGCCUUGAAUUCUAAAUAAAUCACAGACAGUGUCACCAGCAACACACACACACCAUCACACCACCUCCUCCAUGCUUCACGGUGGGAAGCACACAUGCGGAGAUCAUCCGUUCACCUACUCUGCGUCUCACAAAGACACACAGCGGUUGGAACCAAAUAUAAAAAAUUUGGACUCAUCAGACCAAUGGACAGAUUUCCACCGGUCUAAUGUCCAUUGCUCGUGUUUCUUGGCCCAAGCAGUCUCUUCUUCUUAUUGGUGUCCUUUAGUAGUGGUUUCUUUGCAGCAAAUUGACCAUGAAGGCCUGAUUCACACAGUCUCUUCUGAACAUUUGAUGUUGAGAUGUGUCUGUGACUUGAACUCUCUGAAGCAUUUAUUUGGGCUGCAAUUUCUAAGGCUGGUAACUCUAAUUAACUUAUCCUCUGCAGCAGAGGUAACUCUGGGUAUUCCAAUCCUGUGGCGGUCCUCAUGAGAGCCAGUUUCAUCAUAGCGCUUGAUGGUUUUUGCGACUGCACUUGAAGAAACUUCUUGAAAUUUUCAGGAUAGACUGACCUUCAUGUCUUAAAGUAAUGAUGGACUGUCGUUUCUUUUUGCUUAUUUUAGCUGUUCUUGCCAUAAUAUAGACAAAAUAGGGCUAUAUUCUGUAUACCCCACCCUACCUUGUCACAACACAACUGAUUGGCUUAAAUGCAUUAAGAAGGAAAGAAAUUCCACAAAUUAAACUUUUAACAAGGCACACCUGUUAAUUUGAAUCUAUUCCAGGUGACAACCUCAUGAAGCUGGUUGAGAGAAUGCCAAGAGUGUGCAAAGCUGUCAUCAAGGCAAAGGGUGGCUACUUUGAAGAAUCUCAAAUAUAAAAUAUAUUUGUUUAACUGUUUGAUGUUUAACUGUUUGUUUUGAUGUCUUCACCAUUAUUUUACAAUAUAGAAAAUAGUAAAAAUAAAGACAAACCCUUGAAUGAGUAGGUGUGUCCAAACUUUUGACUGGUACUGUAUGUAAAUGUAAUAUUUAAGUUUUCUUUUUUUAAUAUAAAAAUUUGCUAACAUUUCUAAAAACCUGUUUUUGCUUUGUCAUUAUGGGGUAUUGUGUGUAGAUUGAUGAGGGAAAAAAACAUUUGAUCAAUUUUAGAAUAAGGCUGUAAUGUAACAGUGGAAAAAGUCAAGGGGUUUGAAUACUUUCCGAAUGCACUGUAUAUGUUUUUGAUUUCUAAGACAUUCUAAGGUUUGUAUCAUUCACAACUUAAGUUGCCAUUAACUCUAAAUCUAGCGUAUAGGACUUGUUUCAAAUGAUCACUUUUACGCUCAACAUAUCCACUUCAUAUGCGCACCCGCUCCGGAAUGGAAAAAAUAUACUUUCUGUUUUAUUCAGCUAAGUUCAGUUAUAUUCUUCUUACUAUAGAAUCGUGCAGGGGGGGCCUGUUCAAUAGGGCGAUAUGGGCGACGCACUGCCAAACGGGAAAAGGAAGGGAUUUUUUUUCUAAUCAAUUAUAUCACGGCAACAGUAGUUAUCAGUGUUGUAAUCUAUACGUCUGAUCUGCCACAGUGCCACACUGCCACUAAAUGUCGAAUCAGGCUAAAGUCGUGCUUCAAAUGGCUCCCCCCCCUUUUGGGGCGAUUUCAGUCAGGUUGAAAAUCGCCCAGAAGUCUGUAAUAGACUCCCAUGUAAAAUCAAUUUUUUUCAAAUUUCAGAGCCUUCAAUACAAUCUCAAUGGGUGUCUGUGGGCUUGCACUUACGCGCUUUCGUCAUACGUUACGUAACCAUGAACGUAACUGAGAAAAGAGUGGAUUGUUUGAAAGAAGUUCCUUUUUGUCGGCGAACAAAUGGAGAUAAAUUGGCAACGAAACAAUUAGGACCUCCCAGACCAAAUUUAAUAAUUCAACAGGUUUCUACUAAAGGCGGAAAGUCCUACACCCGAGGAUUUUCCAAAAAUUGGUACGAACGAAAAAAGACAUUGCCACUCACUCAACUGGAUGACGAGGGAUACAGGCUAGCUGUCCGCCGCCACAACGAUGAGGUUAGUGUUGAUAAUCACAAGUUUACUGGAUGUGGAUAUGGUGUAAUAAAGGCAGUUUAUUCAGAGGUAAAUAUAUCUGGAAUCGCGUUCACGGACCCGUUCGUCAAACUCUUAGGGAGCUAUAAAUUAAGCCCCCUUACUUACCAUAUCAGAUAAGAGAAAUUGCUGCAGCUACAUAUAUUUUACAUCCUGGCCCUACAUAGUUCACUAUUUGCAUCACUUACCAAAAUAUUACAUGUGGUCAUAUAUGCUUGGAAAGUGGAGAUGCCAUAGAACGUCAAAAAAGUAAACAUUGCUGGAGACACAUUGCCGUUUUGGAGAAGACAUCGCGUUUGCUAGCGAAGAGAUUUGUUGUGGCAAAUGAACUUGGGCUGGGAAUUGCCAGGAACCUCACGAUAAGAUAUAUGCAUCAGCAUUGCGAGUCUCAUGAUUCUAUACGUAUUGCGAUUCGAUACUGUGAUUUUAUUGCGCACCAUAUGUCUGUUGCAGAGCGAUCAGAAAGCCAUGAGAACGAGUUUUGAUCAGUCAUGGAAAUAAAAGUGCUGAAAACAAAUUUGCUCCCAAUGUGAAAAGAUUGAGAACAAGCUAUGAAGGAACAAUAAUGGUGUUUUGGUGCAGGUACAGCCAACUAGCGCUAAAAUAUUGCGAUAUUGUCAAUACAGUAUAUCGUAAAGUAUCACUAUGUAACUCGAUUUCUUUCACCCCAAUCCCUCAAAUUAACGGUAAAUAACUGAAUUGUUUGCCCCACAUUUAGCUAAGAUGAUUAGCUAGCCAGCUAAAAUGUUUUAUUUAGUUAGCAGUCGCAUCUACAAUAGUUUACUGUCAAUAACAUGUCUCCAAAAAUGACGUGGUGUCUCCAAUUGUGUUGACAUUUUACAAUUGCAAUGCGCAUCCAUGAGUAUCCACUUUCUGUAGCUCAGCUGGUAGAGCAUGGUGCUUGUAACGCCAAGGUAGUGGGUUCGAUCCCCGGGACCACCCAUACACAAAAAUGUAUGCACGCAUGACUGUAAGUCGCUUUGGAUAAAAGCGUCUGCUAAAUGGCAUAUUAUUAUUAUUAUUAUUAUUAUUAUUAUUAUUAUCUGAAGAGAGCCCCGAAACAUUGUGUGCAGACAUUUUAUGCAAUAAAUGAAGGAGGUUCAAUCUAGUAGUUCUGAUCUUCUGAUUGGUCCUGAUGAGAUGGGCGAGGUCCCCUGCAGGCUACUGUCACUGUUGCAUUGGCUCUGAGUCGGGUUCUCUGUCUUCAAAUGUUCAGCCUAAGAGAGGGGAUUUUUGUGUGUGUGUGUGUGUGUGUGUGUGUGUGUUUAACAGUGAUGAUGUGUGUGUGUGUGUGUGUUUAACAGUGAUGAUGUGUGUGUGUGUGUGUGUUUGUGUGUGUGUGUGUGUCCUCAGAGCAAGAACUCGUGAGUUGGAAGAACUGAGAGGCCUAUGGCGUGGGUGUUGUCCUUGGCCACCUGCUGACAAGGCUGACAAGAUAGGACCCUUUUGUCCAUUGUUAUUGGAUAGGAACAGAACUUAUAACCAGCUCCUGACCUAAAUAGAUCUUAGCACAACAUUUUACUCAACAUAUCAUAUUCCAUAUUCACUAUAACAAAUAUAUUUACUACGACAUUAGCAAGAACCGCCACAUCCUCAGCCGGCUAAUCCAGUGUGUGAAGUUUUGCGGAGUGUUUGAGUUAGCUUUGCGAGGCAAAGAUGAAACUGAGGGCUCCACCAACCCUGGUAAGCCAACACUUUUGAGAUCAGUCAAUAAAUGCUUCUGGUAUUGACUUAUAUGCUGGCCCUGUCUUCAUGUUGUUGCUGGACAUAUCUUUUUUUAAAUGUGUGUAGGUCACCUAAAUCAUCAGAAAAAUUGCCCCUCCUGAGAAUUUUUUCAGGAGCCGCCACUGGAAUCGUGUAAUAUAAAAUAAUGGCACAGGAUUUAUAAGCAUAUCUUGUCUGCUAAAUGAACAAGCCUAUAUGGCAUGGCGCAUAGCCAGAUAUCAUACAGUAGGCCAACUCGUAUUCUGUUCUUCUGAAAUACAUUUUCUUCAUAUCAUAAUGUUUCUUUAGACUGCCUAAAAUAAAUAAUGGGUUUAUUGUGAAGGUACAGUGCCUUGCGAAAGUAUUCAUCCCCCUUGGCGUUUUUCCUAUUUUGUUGCAUUACAACCUGUAAUUUUAAAUUGAUUUUUAUUUGGAUUCCGUGUAAUGGACAUUCACAAAAUAGUCCAAAUUGGGGAAGUGAAAUAAAAAAAAUAACUUGUUUCAAAAAAUUCUACAAAAUAAAUAACGGAAAAGUGGUGCGUGCAUAUGUAUUCACCACCUUUGCUAUGAAGCCCCUAAAUAAGAUCUGGUGCAACCAAUUACCUUCAGAAAUCACAUAAUUAGUUAAAUAAAGUCCACAUGUGUGCAAUCUAAGUGUCACAUGAUCUGUCACAUGAUCUCAGUGUAUAUAUACACCUGUUCUGAAAGGCCCCAGAAUCUGCAACACUGCUAAGCAUUGGACACCACCAAGCAAGCGACACCAUGAAGACCAAGAAGCUCUCCAAACAUGUCAGGGACAAAAUUGUGGAGAAGUACAGAUCAGGGUUGGGUUAUAAAAAAAUAUCCAAAACUUUGAACAUCCUGCGGAGCACCUUUAAAUCCAUUAUUAAAAAAUGGAAAGAAUAUGGCAUCACAACAAACCUGCGAAGAGAGGGCCGCCCUCCAAAACUCACGGACCAGGCAAGGAGGGCAUUAAUCAGAGAGGCAACAAAGAGACCAAAGAAAACCCUGAAGGAGCUGCAAUGCUCCACAGCGGAGAUUGGAGUAUCUGUCCAUAGGACCACGUCAAGCCGUAUACUCCACAGAGCUGGGCUUUACGAAAGAGUGGCCAGAAAAAGCCAUUGCUUAAAGAAAAAAAUAAGCAAACAUGUUUGGUGUUCCCCAAAAGGCAUGUGGGAGACUCCCCAAACAUAUGGAAGAAGGUACUCUGAUCAGAUGAGACUAAAAUUGAGCUUUUUGGCCAUCAAGGAAAACGCUAUAUCUGGCACAAACCCAACAGCUCUCAUCACCCCGAGAACACCAUCCCCACAGUAAAGCAUGGUGGUGGCAGCAUCAUGCUGUGGGGAUGUUUUUCGUCAGCAGGGACUGAGAAACUGGUCAGAAUUUAAGGAAUGAUGGAUGGCGCUAAAUACAGGGAAAUUCUGUACACCAGCAGAACCCAUCCAACUUGAAGGAGCUGGAGCAGUUUUGCCUUGAAGAAUGGGCAAAAUUCCCAGUGGCUAGAUGUACCAAGCUUACAGAGACAUACCUCAAGGGACUUGCAGCUGUAAUUGCUGCAAAAGGUGGCUCUACAAAGUAUUGAUUUUUUUUUUUUGGGGGGGGGGGGGGGGGUGAAUAGUUAUGCACGCUCAAGUUCUGUUUUUUUGUCUUAUUUCUUGUUUGUUUCACCCCCAAAAAUAUUUUGCAUCUUCAAAGUGGUAGGCAUGUUGUGUAAAUCAAAUGAUACAAACCCCCCCAAAAUCCAUUUUAAUUCCAGGUUGUAAGGCAACAAAAUAGGAAAAGUCCUGGAUAUGCUAAAUGUUUUUGUUAACGGUCAAGUACUGUGCGAUAGGCAGUAUUUUGCAUGACAAUCACCGGUUAACAAAAUGUAUUGACCGCCACAGCCCUUGGAAUGAGCCAAGGCUUAUCAGUUGGAUAGCGUCAGGGAAGGUAUUUAAUAAAUAAUUCCUGAUCUGUUUGUAGUGUGCUUACUUGGACCAGUUGCCAUCCAGAACACUCUGUGUUCAGGCUAGCUCAUGCACCUCUAGCCCAGACUUAUGUUCUGCUUCUAGGCGUACCUGAUGAGGCCCUCCAUAAUCUUCUUUGAUGAAAUAGACGGGCUGGCCCCAGUGCGCUCCAGCAGACAGGACCAGAUACACAGGUACUAUAUGAAGCAGGAGGAGCUGUUAGACAUCUCCAUUUGAUGAUGGUCUCUGACAAUCAAUAAUGAAUGUGAGUGAUCAGUUUUUAGUAUGGUUUGACUCUCUCUCUCUCUCCCUAUCCCUCUCUCCUUCCCUGCUUUAGCUCCAUAGUGUCCACUCUGCUGGCGUUGAUGGAUGGUCUGGACAGCCGAGGUGAAAUCGUGGUGAUCGGUGCUACCAAUAGACUGGACUCCAUAGACCCUGCUCUACGGAGGCCUGGACGCUUUGACAGGGAGUUCCUCUUCAACCUGCCUGACAAGAAGGUGAGGGAGUGGGGGAUUACCAACUUCAACACACCUGCCAAUAGCAAUCAUGAAUAGGAUUAUGGCACGAUGAAUACACUACGAAAUACAUUGUUAGUACUUGUUUUAUACUGUGAUCCCAAUCAUUUAAAAGUAUGUAUGUGGCUGUCAUAGUAUACUGAACAAAAAUAUAAACACAAUGUGCAAGAAUAUCAAAGAUUUUACUGAGUUACAGUUCAUGGAAGGAAAUCAGUCAAUUGAAAUAAAUUAGGUAGGCCAUCCAUUUAUGGAUUUCACAUGACUGGGCAGGUGUGCAGCCGUUGGUGGGCCUGGGAGGGAAUAGGCCCACCCACUGGGGAGCCAGGCCCAGUCAAUCAGAAUGGGUUUUUCCCCACAAAAGGGCUUUAUUACAGACAAAUACUCCUCAGAUGGUCCCGCAGGUGAAGAAGCCAGAUGUGGAGGUCCUGGGCUGGCGUGGUUACACGUGGUCUGCGGUUGUGAGGCCGGUUGGACAUACUGCCAAAUUCUCUAAAAUGAUGUCAGAUGCGGCUUAUUGUAGAGAAAUGAACAUGCAAUAUCUCUGGUGGACAUUCCUGCAGUCAGCAUGCCAAUUGCACGCUCCCUCAACUUGUGACAUCUGUGGCAUUGUGAACAUUUUAGAGUGGCGUUUUUGUCCCCAGCACAAGGUGCACCUGUGUAAUGAUCAUGCUGUUUAAUCAGCUUCUUGAUAUGCCACACCUUUUAGGUGGAUGGAUUAUCUUGGCAAAUAAGAAAUGCUCACUAACAGGGAUGUAAACAAAUUUGUGCACAAAAUUGGAGAGAAAUAAGCUUUUUGUGCGAAUGGAACUUUUCAGUGAAAAGUGAUGGUCCCAUGAAACAUGGGACCAUCACUUUACAUGUUGCGUUUAUAAUUUAGUUCAGUAUAUGUUUUUGGAGUAUUAUCCUUUCCGUGUGUGUUCCAACCACUCCUGUGUGUCUGGGUGAGCGUGUACGACACACAUUAGUCCCAGCCUAGUGGUGAGUCUGCGUGUGUCAGUCAAAGCCCAGUUGUGUGUGUCUGUCCCAGCCCAGCUACGUGUGUAGUUCAACCCCAGUGGUGUGUGUGUGUCUGUCCCAGCCCAGCUACGUGUGUAGUUCAACCCCAGUGGUGUGUGUGAGACUGUGCGCUAGUCCCAGCCCAGUGGUACAUAGCAAUCCCCUCUACCCGUCGAGCUGUCUAAUUGGCUGACUCCUGUCGUUUGUCCUCACAGUGAGAUUCUGGAUAAUCAAAGCCCAGUCUGUAUGCUUCUGUCAGCCGACCUCAGCAGAGACACACAAAUAUAAAGACACACAGCUGGCAGUGCUCAGCAGAGAGAAACCUUGCUGAUCAGAAACCCACUGUGGUGUGAGCAGGGUCGAUAGUGACAGUUUUUUCUAAACAUAUUUUUCUCUCGCUCUUUGUCUGUCGGUGUCUGUCUGUCUCUCUUUCUCUUUGUCUUAUUAUCUCUGUCCCUAGGCCCGAAGACAAAUCCUUGAGAUCCACACGCGGGACUGGAAUCCCAGACUGGCUGAACAGUUUGUAGAUGAGCUGGCGGAGAAAUGUGUCGGUAAGGGAGACAAACUUAUAUUUACUCACAUUUAUUAACAUUUUACAACUAGAACAUUUAUGUGUAGUCUACUUCUUUUUCAGUUCAUUCAUUUAACCUCUCCACUCCCCUGUUCCAGGUUACUGUGGCGCAGACAUCAAAGCACUUUGCACAGAGGCGGCCCUGGUGGCACUGCGGCGGCGCUAUCCCCAGAUCUACGGCAGCAGUGUGAAGCUGCAGCUGGACGUCAGGUAACCAUGCAGAGGAGAAGGAAACUGAACGGAUACAAGACCAUAGUAAUAGACUGGAAUCAAUUGUCUUGUCUGUAUGGGGUGAAUCCUAACUUCCAUUUAAGUUACAAUUAAUGUAAUCUCUCCCAUUGGCAUCAAAGCAUGACUAAGUGAAAAUUUAAACAAUUACAUUUCUAUAAUCUGUGGACACUAAAUUUCAGUUUUGGAUCAAGUAUUGAUCAAUCUUACCUGUGUCUAACAGUACCAUCGUGCUGGGGCCUGGGGACUUCAGCCACGCUCUGCGGACCAUCGUCCCAGCCUCCCAGAGAGCCCAGGCUCCUCCAGGCCGAGCCCUGGCCCCCAACAUGCGCCCCCUACUGGCAAACACACUGGCCACGGUGCUGGAGGUCCUGCUCCGAGUCUUCCCCCACGCAGAAACACAGAGUAGAGGAGGUACUCUGUUUAUCUUUCUCUUUUUGCACCUCUCUCUUUUUCCUGGUCGCUAGGGUCACAAAUAGUAAAAAUAAAAUAAGAUUUAUUCUAACAGCGAUGGGUAUGCAAACCAGGUAUUCAAAAAGUAUUGGCAGAAACUUUGCUACGCGCAAUUCAGUCAUCAUGCGCUGUUUGAAUGAACAUUUUACAAAAAAACUUCCAAAUUAAUUGUUGACUUCGAUGUAGGCCUACCUGGCAGAAUGAUAUCAUGAUGAUUUGUAUCAAGGGAAAGGGGGAUACCUAGUCAGUUGCACAACUGAAUGCAUUCAAAUGUGUUUUCCGCAUCAGCGAUGUGCGGGGGGCUGUGGGUUAACUGCCUCGCUCAGGGGCAGAACGACUGAUUUUUACCUUGUCAGCUCGGGGAUUCGAUAAAGCAACCUUUCGGCCCAACGCUCCUACCCACCAGGCUACCUGCCAACCUAUCAAUCACGGAGCAUUUGUUUAGCAAACUCUGCCAUCACAUGUAGCCUACACUGUACAUUGUACAGUACAAAAACACCGCUAGCCAAACACAACGGUCUCUUGCUAGGUGUGCAAUUGAAUUAAAGGGCAACUACACCCGCCACAUAUUUUUAUUUAUUCUUCCCAGACCUCAAAAGUGGGCUCCUGAUGUGGUUGAAGCAUUGUUGUGGACUUAGAACAUCCCAUUUGUGUAGUUUUUCUGUAAGGAAAGUGUGAUUUUUGAGUGACAACCAGAUAUAGGGAGAAACAAAAUGAGGAAGACAUAAUGUACCAGAAGAUGGAACAGAUUUAUAGGGCCCUACAACUGUAGACUUACUGUUCCUAAUCGCUAACAAUGACACUCAUUUUGAGAUUGUGGCAAUUAAUGGAAAUAAUGUAAUUAUUUAUGUAUGGAGGGUUGGUCAUUAUCGGCUAUAGCAGGGUUCCCAAUAGGCAUCCCAUGGGCCAAAUUGGGCCUGUGGGUGAUUUUAUUUGACCUGAAGUUUUCAGAGCAAAAAUAAAUAAAUACUGGCCAACACCCAUUGUAUCUCUCUCUCUCUCUCUCGCUCUCUCGCUCUCUCGCUCUCUCUCUCUCUCUCUCUCUCUCUCUCUCUCGCUCUCUCGCUCUCUCGCUCUCUCGCUCUCCUCUCUCUCUCUCUCUCUCUCUCUCUCUCUCUCUCUCUCUCUCUCUCUCUCUCUCUCUCUCUCUCUCUCUCUCUCUCUCUCUCUCUCUCUCUCGCUCUCUCGCUCUCGCUCUCUCUCUCAAUUCGCUUUGCUUUAUUGGCAUGACGUAACAAUGUACAUAUUGCCAAAGCUUACUUUGGAUAUUUACACUAUUAAAAUGAUAAUAAUCAAUAUUGUCAACGGGACAACAAUAACCAAGGGAUAAUUUUUUUAAUAGUUUUCAUUGUUGGACAUAAGACUGCAAAAUCACCAGGAAAUCAGCUGAUUUUAGUUUUGGAAAUCUAUUCCCAAGUAUUCCCAUGCAUAAAUAGAGGCAUAUGUAAUCGCAUCCCAAUGUAGGCUAAUCAAGGGUUGAAAAGAUUUGGGAUUAUUGCGGUCAAUUUGCAGUUUACAAACUAUGUUCCGACCAUUUGCUCAAGGAAAAAUCGUCCCACAGAUAAUGUAAUUGGGGACCCCUGGGCUAUACGCAUCUUGCGCAGUCCGCAAAUUAAAGAUGACAUUUAAAUUAUGCGUGCAUCAUUCUCUUUCCUGGGCCAGUCAUCUUUUCAUUCAGGCCAGUAGCUUUCAGUUGGCACUGGCCUGGUGUGCCAUUGGCAAAUUUACCUGAAUGUCAAGCCCUGCAAUGGCAUGCUAAUUUAAGAUGGCUAGUCAUUAUUAGCCUGGUUCUCUAUGGAAUGCAGGUAUAGGUCCCGUGUAGCUCAGUUGGUAGAGCAUGGCGUUUGCAACGGCAGGGUUGUGGGUUCGAUUUCCACGGGGGGCCAGUAUGAAAAUGUAUGUACUCACUAACUGUAAAUCGCUCUGGAUAAGAGCGUCUGCUAAAUGACUAAAAUGUGAAUGUAAAAUGUAAAUAUUAUGGGACACAGGUCAGGUCAUUAUCAGUGUGUAGUGGCAAAACAUUGGUGCCAUCAACUGAAAAAGUUGGUAGCACCAGUGGGAAAAAGUUAGUCUAGAACCCUGUUAAUUACUUCCAUUUAGCACUACAACUUCCUCCCUAUCUCUCUAAUAAACCAUGACGUCUCUGCUAAUAAGACCAGAGCUUUCUCUAGCCUUUUUUCUUGCUGGAGCAAUUUAUGCUCAAAGGCCUGUUAAUUAGGCCAUGCCUAGGCCUAUAUGUAUUUUGAUUUAUUACCUACCUAUUUUUGUAUGUCUCAACGUCAUUUUAUUACACACACACACACACACACACCGUUUGUCUGACUCACAGUAUUUCCUCCUGUCCUUUCUUCCUGCUAGACGUUGACGAUAAUCUGCUAGAGGAGGAGGUCAGUGAAGAGGAGACGGCUGGAGCAGCUCCCUCCAUCUACAACCUCCAGCCAGGAUCCCCAAAGACACACACACACCCCUCCUCUACGGCACACACACCCUUCCUACACUUCAGCAUGUGAGUCUGACUACAGAACACACAGCUAGCCUCUACCCCGACACACACACCCCACUGUAUCAUGGUGUUUUAAUGCUGCCUUGUGGCCACAAGAAGAAUGACAGGUGUCAAACCAUCAUUCAGACCUGUCAUCAAUACAGGACAGGGAAAGGAAAUGUUCUCUAUUUGACUCAAGUCGAUCUAAGAGGCACUUUAUCUGAUAUAGACUGCUAAUAUGGUCAAAGAUGAUUAGUGUAAAGCUUUGGUACUUUAUCAAUAUUAGAACAUGGAAAACGGUUCAGUACUAGAAUCUUUGUUACUUUCGGUACUUCUGUCAAAUGUGUCUCACGUCGAAUACUGAUUGAGAGGAUAAAGUCUCUAUCAUUUUACAUUUACAUUUUAGUCAUUUAGCAGACGCUCUUAUCCAGAGCGACUUACAGUUAGUGAGUGCAUACAUUAUUUUAUUUUUUUCAUACUGGCCCCCCGUGGGAAACAAACCCACAACCCUGCUCUACCAACAUCCCUGCCGGCCAUUCCCUCCCCUACCCUGGACGACGCUGGGCCAAUUGUGCGACGCUGGGCCAAUUGUGCGCCGCCCCAUGGGUCUAUCAGCGCAGCUGGUGUCUUCUUAAUAGCAGGAGCUCACCGUGCAUGCAUAUUGCUUGCUCCACUUACUUCAAAAUGUGGUUGUUGAUCAGCAGUUUUUCUCUUGUUAUGUCAGUCACUGAUAGUCACUCAAUUAGCCCAUGUCAGCUAAAAUGUUUAGAUUGGUCAAUUAGUCUUGCGGCCAGCUAUCUAAACUUGUAGUAAUCAUGGUCGAAUUUCCGGUCGGGGGCCCCCGUACAUUUUGUUAGUCAGUCCAACUCAGAUAUCAUAUUAAAAAAACUGCAAACAUUUCUCCCCACCCUAUAGCAAAAUGUGUAGAAUUGCAACAAAUUAGCUGUGAAACAGCACAUUUUCCUCCGCCUCAUGCCAAAAUAUGUAGAAUUGCACGAAAUUAACUCUGACUGGGUACGCAGACCUGCGAGCAACUGUGGCCCCUCAUGAUGAGUUCAGAUUUCUUGUGGCCCCCACCCCCAUCAAAGUUGCCCAUCCCUGCUCUAGACUGUCCUGGCUGCAUCAUGUUAGCUCCCCAUUCCUGCUGCACAGAUGUUGACACACUUGAAUAAUGCAACACGGCAUGUUGGAACUGUUAAUUACUGUUCAUACUACAGGCUAGAACACCUUACAAUGCAAGAAGAUACCGGUAGCUUCCAGCUUUGUAGGCUAACGUUCCUUGCUAGCUUACAGCUGAAGCUAACAACAAUUCACUACCCUAGUACUUUGUGAUAAUAUGCUAACCAUAGCGCAAAAUAUGCUGUUUUCAAAGCUGAAUGUUACCAAAAACAUUAUGAAUUUCUCUCAGCAGUUGGAUUUUUCUCACCAAACUGACACACACAGCAUGUGCCUCGUGAAUGAAAUCAUUACUGGGUCUUAAAGAGACUGCACACUUUUAUAAAACAAGAAAUUGCUACUUAUAUGCAUAUGUUGUUGAUCAGUACAAUUAAAUAAGUCCCAAAUUGGAGGGAAACAGAUUGUCACCUGUUGCCCCAUGAAAUCAGCCAAAACAAGCUCAAUAACUCAAUGCAUGCACACACUCCUAUUGAAUAUGCAUUCACCUGUAUUGUGAAUAGGCUAAGGCUACAUCUUGAUUAACCUAGUUUAUCAAUAGAGAUUCACCAUUCAAACAAGGAUUACCGUUAUGUAGUUAGAUUGGUCAAAACAAAGUCAAAUUGAUUGUAUGAUUAUAUAAUUAAUUAAUUAAUGCAUAUACAUUACUGUCUCUGAAAAAUGUUGACGUCAAACAUUUUCAAAUGUAAUUAUGUUGAACUCAUAGGAUGCCCAACGAUUGAACAGAGCAGUAGCUGAGUUUAUCUGUCCCGUGUGGCUCAGUUGGUAGAGCAUGGCACUUGCGACCCAGGUUUGUGGGUUUGUUUCCCACGGGGGACCAGUACGAAAAAGUACGGUAAAUGUAAUUACUAUAAGUCGCUCGGGAUAAGAGCGUCUGCUAAAUUCCUUAAAUGUAAAUCUGUCUGGAUCAAGUGCCAUUCUGUGACUUUGUCUAAUACAAUUUUGUUUUUGUUACUGGUGCAUUGUUUUGGUAUCAAAGUCAAAAUUAUGGUAUCGUGACAACACUAAAGAUGAUAAAAUAUGAUUAUGGAGAUUAUCGUCCUCUAACAGUUUUAUCAAACAGCAAUCAACUGGAGACUGAUAACCUAAUUGGUGACGUAAGGACACAUUUAAAAGAUAGAAGCUGAUUCUCCUUCUCAUCUCCUUCCAGAUCAGCCCUUCACCAGCCCACGUCAUACCGGCCUCGACUGCUGCUGGCAGGUCCCCCCGGCUCGGGACAGAGUUCUCACCUGGCCCCUGCUGUGCUACACCACCUGGACAAGCUGUCUGUCCACCUCCUAGACCUGCCCACACUCUACUCUGUCAGCGCCAAGACACCCGAGGAGUCCUGCGCUCAGGUAACACGCACGCCUGUACACACACACACACGUAUAUCAUUGCAUCUGUUUUAGGCCAGAUAUACUCAUUGCAAAUGUAUGAUGUCUGGCUGUGUGUGUUCCAGGUGUUCCGUGAGGCGCGUCGGAGCGUGCCCAGUGUGGUGUUCAUGCCCCACAUCUGUGAUUGGUGGGAUUCGGUCAGCGACACGGUGAAGAACACCUUCUUCUCUCUGCUCCAGGACGUCCCCUCUUUCUCCCCCCUCCUCAUCCUCGCCACCACAGAGACGUGCUACACACAGCUACCACAGGAG
Molecule: messenger RNA, 42894 nt
Organism: Coregonus sp. 'balchen'
Lineage: Eukaryota; Metazoa; Chordata; Actinopteri; Salmoniformes; Salmonidae
Source: the annotation of a GenBank genome assembly